Molecule: messenger RNA, 753 nt
Organism: Apaloderma vittatum (bar-tailed trogon)
Lineage: Eukaryota; Metazoa; Chordata; Aves; Trogoniformes; Trogonidae
Gene: COLEC10
Product: collectin sub-family member 10 (C-type lectin)
Exons: 7
Coding region: 1-753 (250 amino acids)
Source: RefSeq, a predicted model, not a curated record
AUGAAACAUGGAACUCUGCAGAACCGUGUCAUGUAUAACCAGAGCGUUAAACCGUCGAGACCACAAGGGGAUGAAGGUGAAAUAGGAGAUAGAGGAGAAGUGGGCAAACAAGGAAAGGUUGGACCAAAAGGACCAAAAGGAAACAAAGGACCUGUCGGGGAUGUUGGUGACCAGGGAAUGCUUGGGAAAAUUGGUCCAAUUGGUGGAAAGGGUGACAAAGGAGCCAAAGGCUUAUCAGGAGUCUCUGGAAAAAAGGGAAAAGCAGGCACAGUCUGUGACUGUGGAAGAUACCGCAGAGUCGUGGGACAACUGAAUAUCAAUGUUGCUCGUCUUAACACGUCCAUCAAGUUUCUGAAGAAUGUUAUAGCAGGUAUCAGGGAGACAGACGAGAAAUUCUAUUACAUCGUGAAAGAAGAGAAGAAUUACAGAGAAGCCUUGAUCCACUGCAGGGACAGAGGAGGAACACUGGCCAUGCCAAAAGAUGAGGCGACCAACACCCUGAUUGCUGACUACAUCUCUAACAGCGGCCUCUUCCGAGCCUUCAUUGGGCUGAACGACAUGGAAAGAGAAGGACAGUUUGUGUAUGCAGACAACAGCCCGCUGCAAAACUACAGUAACUGGAAGGAAGGGGAGCCUCAUGACCCAGCUGGCCAUGAGGACUGCGUGGAAAUGCUCAGUACGGGAGAGUGGAACGACUCUGAGUGCCAAGUCACCAUCUACUUUGUCUGUGAAUUCCUCAAGAAGAGGAAAUAA